AUGCUUGGCACGUCUGGAAACACGCUGGCCAAUGCUGGCAGGAAUGGACCCUUUCAGAGCGUUGAAACUCAAAUCGCUGGGGGGUUGGGCGGUGGGCAAGAAGAAGGGGGGAAAGGGGAGCGGGGAAAUGGGAGUGGGGGAAGGGGAGCGGGGGAAGGGGAGCGGGGAAGGGGGAGCGGGGAAAGGGGAGUGGGGGAAAGGGGAGCGGGGGAAGGGGAGCGGGGGAAGGGGAGUAAGGGAAGGGGAGUGGGGGAAGGGGAGCGGGGAAGGGGAGUGGAGGAAGGGGAGCGGGGAAAGGGGAGCGGGGAAAGGGGAGUGGGGGAAGGGGAGCGGGGAAGGGGAGUGGGGGAAGGGGAGCGGGGAAAGGGGAGUGGGGAAAGGGGAGUAAGGGAAGGGGAGAAGGAAGGAGAAGAGAUGAAGGUGAAGGAGAGAGGGAUAUGGAACGAGGAUGGGAUGGAGCAGGGGUGGGGUGGGAAGAGAGGGGCCAGGGUGCACAGAGGGAGCAGGGGUGGGGUGGGGAGAGAGGGGCCAGGGUGCACAGAGGGGGCAGGGGUGGAAAGAGGGGGUAGAGGUGGGGGGAAAGAGGAGAGGGUGGGGGGAAAAUGGGGGGAGAGGAAGGAGAUAGGGGGGAAGGGAAACAGAGGACGAGGGGAAGGGGAGAAGGGAAGGCAAGCAGAGGAUGAGGGGAAGGAGAGAAGGAAAGAGGUUGCAGAGGCACAGCAGCAGCGAAUGUGCUUCACAAAUCACACUGCACUCACAUCGUAG
Molecule: messenger RNA, 765 nt
Organism: Closterium sp. NIES-65
Lineage: Eukaryota; Viridiplantae; Streptophyta; Zygnematophyceae; Desmidiales; Closteriaceae
Source: the annotation of a GenBank genome assembly